Molecule: messenger RNA, 33338 nt
Organism: Mytilus californianus (California mussel)
Lineage: Eukaryota; Metazoa; Mollusca; Bivalvia; Mytilida; Mytilidae
Product: microtubule-actin cross-linking factor 1, isoforms 1/2/3/4/5-like
Exons: 85
Coding region: 1610-32524 (10304 amino acids)
Biological process (GO): intermediate filament cytoskeleton organization; wound healing
Cellular component (GO): intermediate filament; membrane; cytoskeleton
Molecular function (GO): structural molecule activity; microtubule binding; calcium ion binding
Source: RefSeq, a predicted model, not a curated record
UGUAUGGGGGGAGGGAGGGUCAAUUUGCAACAGUAAAGUGUAUUGCUCGAAAGCAAAAAAUUGAAUAUAAAUUCAAAUCAUAUCACCAAUUCUUAGUUCUUUGACUACAGUUAUUCUGUGUCAGAAACCUUUUAUGUGUCAAAUAUUUAAUUACAAUCCAAAUUCAGACCUGUAUCAAGCACGAAUAUUGCGUCCAUUUUUGCCCCAACUGUUCAGGGUUGGACCUCUGCGGUCGUAUCCAGCUGCGCUCGGCGAAGCAAUUUAUUAAAAGAGUUUUGCCCCUUUGAAAUAUUAAUUAUAUGGAAAAUUUCAUUGUUAACGCUCUCAUGUGUACAAUUCUGGCCACAUUUUAUAUGAAACUUACAUCAUAAGUUUAUAUCAGCAAUGUCUUGGACAAGUUCGAAAAAUCAAUACCGAUCAAUUAUUUGUAAAACCUAUGAAAUAUUAAUCAUAUGGAAAAUUUCAUUGUUACUGCUCUCAUGUGUACAAUUCUUGCCACAUUUUAUAUGGAACUUAUAUCAUAAGUUUAUAUCAGCUAUGUCUCAAACAAGUUUGAAAUUCAGUGCCAGUUAAAAAAAUUAAAAGAGUUAUGCCCUUGAAAAUAUUAAUUAUAUGGAAAAUGGCAUUGUAUUUGCUCUCAUGUGUACAAUUUUUGCCAGAUUUUUAUCAAAUUUAUAUCAAAGGUCUAUGUAAGCAAUGUCUCUGAUUAGUAUGGAAAUCAGUGCUGAUCAAAUAUUUUUAAAAGAGUUAUGCCCUUGGAAUAUUAAUUAUAUUGGAAAUUGCAUUGUAAUUGCUCUCAAGCCUUCAUUUCCAUAAGAUAUUUGGAAAAAGUUUUAAAGAGCAAAAAAAAGUGUUUUUUUAUUGCCCUUGGCUAGAUAAAAUAUGUGCAAUGCGGGACAUUGAAAAUCUGUUGUGUUAUUUUUUUUUCUAAAAUCUGCAAGUAUCCAUGGAAGUAUUAAGAAAACAAAAAAAUGUAUUAUUAUUUAAUAGGUGGUCCAUCAUAAACGUCAAUUUUGUUUGUUUGUUUAGUUGUACAAAAUCCAAAAUAAUAUCUCCUAAAUGUUAAAGUAAAGGCACUCUUUUUCUUCAUCAAAUAAAUUCUCAUAACCUGUAACUUGCAAGUAAAUGUAAACUGAUUAAGAACAAAAGAUGUAAAAGAUUUGAUAGAGAGAAUUGAAGUAUGGGCACAGGUUGUGAUAACUAAGUUUCUUCAUGUUUUUGUUAAAAAAAGUGAAAGAUUAAAGAAGAUAAAAAAGUUUGAUGAAAUGCAGAUAAUUUUGUUGUUUGUUGAAAUUGCCUCUUUUUUGGAAAACAACAAUAUAUAUAUUUCAAGGGGAUUCUUGUAAUUAAUUGUUCUUAAUAAAAAUUAGGCGGCUGAUUCAAAAAGUGAAGUGUGUGUAUUGAUAUUACUGAAGAUAACGAGCCUGUCGUGUUUAUACAACUACAGAUGGUGAUGCUGUACUAACUCACAUCAUUGUGUAGGAGAUACUUCUGAUUUUUCUCUUGAUUAUUUUCUGCUUUUGUUAAUUUGGAAAUAUUUUGGGUUAUUUAUUUAUUUGUUUUUGUUUUGUUCUGUUGGAUAUAUUAUCUGCUGAUUGAGAUUACAUUCAUGGAAAAGAAAAGAUUUAAUUUUAAAUUCACUUCCAAGUUGAAAUGGAAUCGGUCAAAAGAAAAGGAAGAAAAGAUCUCAGAGAUAGUAGUUCCAGGACAACCUGAGGACAUAUCCUCUAAAGAAGCUUUAAAAAUUUGGGGCCAGAGAACAGUUGAGGGAUAUCCUGGGGUCAAAAUACGCAACUUCACAAACAGCUGGAGAGAUGGAAAAGCUUUCCUUGCCAUCAUACAUAGAAACAGGCCAGAUUUGAUUGACAUAAGCCGUACAAGACACAAUAACAAUCGGCAAAACUUAGAGCUAGCAUUUGGUACAGCAGAAAGAGAAUUAGCUGUCACAAGACUUCUUGACCCUGAAGAUGUGGAUGUGUCAGAGCCAGAUGAGAAGUCUAUUAUUACUUAUGUGUCCUCACUGUACGAUGUUUUCCCAGAGGUGCCGAGUGUGGAACAAACAUUACGUGAUAAUGAACGUCAAAUAAAACAAGAAGAAUACCGAGAUUUAGCCAGUUCAUUAUGUAUGUGGCUAAAGGAAGCAACCAACAUUAUGAUGGACAAGACAUUUCCAACAACACUGAUAGAAAUGAGAUCUGUGCUAGCAGAAUGCAAAAGAUUUAGAACAGAAGACAUUCCACCAAGACUUGACACCAAACAAAAACUACUACGCAUAUAUGAUGAAAUACAGGGUCUGGGACCAAGCACAGGAGAUAUGGGUAUCCCUGAUGAAUUCCACCCCGAUAAUAUCAACAGACUUUGGAACAGAUUUACAUUUGCCCAACAAGAAAGGGACAGCCUAGUGCAGUCAGAAGUAGUCAGACUUGAAAGGUUACAAAGAUUGGCAGAGAAGCUUCACCGAGACUGUAAAUACCAAGAGGACAAGUUAGACGAGGUUGCAAUUGGAGUGUAUGAAGAACAAGGUCGAGUUGAUGUUGUUCACCCACAUGAAGCCAAACGUAAAUGUGAUGCCCUUGAUGAGGCCCUUCGUAAUAUUGAGGAGAAUGCACGCAGUAUGUUUCGUGAUGUACAAGCCCUCCAAGAUGGAAGGUUUUCUACUGCAGAACAGCUAAGCAGAAGAGUUUCCUCCAUUAAGUCAAGAGUAUCACAGUUAAGAACUCAGCUGUUUGGUGAAGUUGUACAGAAACUUAUAUCUAAGUCCUAUGUCGAGGAGGGAGUGACCGUUACCAGGAGGAGAGAAUAUGUAACAGAAAUUAGACCUACAGAUAUGAACCCAACAUUUAAACAUGUUCAUGAAUGUUUGUCAUGGGUAGAAAAUAAACAGGCAGAGCUCGAGUCAAGAGAAUACGGUACAGAUUUAUCUACCGUAGAAACCCUUUGUAGUUCUCAUCAGUUAGAGCAUCAACAAAUACAAAACUUUCGCAUAGAAAUUGAAAAAUGCAUUUCAGAUGGGAGAAUUUUAUCACCAGAAGAUCAGAACUUAUAUGCAGAAUGGUUAUCUAAAGUCGAAGUGGCUUAUUCUUUAUUAAUAAAAACCUCAACUAGACGUUCCAGAAGCUUGGAUUCUUUAAGAGAAUUCUUACAGACAGCCAUGCAGGAACUGAUCUGGUUGAAUGACAAAGAAGACCAACAAGUUACAAGAGAAAUAAACAUGAAUACAGACCCUCACACCACAGAUGGUGCUUAUAAGAGUUUGAUCCAUGAAUUGGAAUUGAGAGAAGUUCAGUUCAACUCUGUACAGGAGCGAGGAACAGCGCUAGUUCUUGACCGACACCCAGCAGCUGAUACAAUAAAAGCCUACAUGGAGGAGAUGCAGUCACAGUGGUCAUUACUGUUACAAUUAACAUUAUGUUUGGAAUCCCAUGUUAAAUCUAUCACCACCUAUCAUCAGUUCUUUCAAGAGUGUCGACAGUGCGGAUCUGAAAUGACUCAAUGUUCAGAACUUCUUAAUACAAUAUAUGGACAAGAAAAUUUAAGCAUUGAUGAUGCCAAAAGACAAAUAAGUGAUUUACAUAAAAUGCAAGAACAGUUAACAGAAUUUGAUAAACAAAUAGCAAACUUGAUCCAGACUAGUGAUGAAGUUAUUCCAUUAGAAAAAAGAACUGAACAUGUUACCUCUGAAAGUACAGUUCAAUGUUUAUGUACAUACAGACACCAAAAGGAAAUAUUACAGAGAGGACAAGAAUAUGAGUUAUUAGAUACUUCAAGCAGAACCAAGUGGAAGGUUGCAUUGUCAAAUGGUGAUGAGGAAUUGUUGCCAUCUAUAUGUUUUGUCAUUCCCCCGCCAAAUAAAGAUGCCAUAUCACAGGCUGAGAGGCUUCAUGUACAAUUUGAACAUUUACAUAGUUUAUGGAAAAUGAGACAGAGGUCCACUAAACACAACAUGAUAUUGAAUACAGUCAGGGUCAUAAAGAACUGGGAUCUUAAACAGUUUAUGAGUUUAGAGCCAGGAAGGAGGGAGAUGUUUUGGAGAACUGUAAAUGAAGAUGCUGAGAAGUUAAUCACAGAAGUAGGAGAGACCACACAUGAAAUGAGAAAAUUAAGGGGAGAAUUAGCAGAAUGUAACCAAAUCUUUCUAAGUCUUUCAGCAACUGCUCAAGAAGAAGAAUCACAUAAGACAAAAUCUCCUGAUCAGAAGCUUAUCCAUGAAGUUGAUUCAUUUAAUAAACGUUUCAUGGACUGUGAACAGGAGUUGAUGUCGAGACUCCAGGAUCAUCUACCUCGUGACAAACUUGGUCUUCGUCAUAUCGUGGAACAACAAAAGGUAUGGGAGGCCAAUGCUAGCGAGUUAGAGAAUGGAGUUGAUGUCCUGAAAUCUACCUAUGCAAGUCUUCCUCAUAAAUCUCAUAUAGCAGAAUCAAAAUAUCAUGCUGUAGUACAACGUUGGGAUCAAAUAAGAUCUCUCUCACGGGUUUACUUAGAUAGAUUAAAAGCAACAGAUUCUUUAUUAACUGGCAUAGAGCAGAUGAGACAGUUAGUAGCAGACUAUGAGAUAGCUCUGGUGUCACAUGACAACAUGUCAGCUGAUCCGGAUACAUUUAGACAAGUUCAUGAAGAACUCCAAGAUUUAGAUUCAUCUAUACAACAGCAGCAGCCAAAGUUAGAUAGAUUAUCAAAAGAUGUAGAAAAUCUUAGAGUUCUUCUAAAACACUGUCGACCAGGCACAUCUCGUCACAAUGAUCUGGAGACUGUUGAUAAGGAGGUUGAUGGCCUCAGACAACGAUGGGAACACAUCAUAUUACAAAUUGUUGAAAGGAGAAGAGUAUUCGAAUCUUCCUCUAACUUAUUAUCCCUGUAUACCAGUGGUGUAAAGGAUGAACAACAAUGGAUGAAACGCCUACAGAUGAAAAUUAAUCAAUUACCUCCCCUUACAAACAAUAUCGAGGAAGUCCAGCAACAGAUUGAACCAUCUAUGGCAAUAUACAAUGGUCUUGGAGAACACCAGCACCAGUUAGAGUCAGUAAACAAAUAUGGAGGACAAUUUAUCAGAGAGGCUAAGAUUUACGACAGAAGAUUACGUCAGUACAAAACUAGCUUAGAGGACAUUGAUGCUGCCCUUGUAGAAAGUAUGACAAAGAAACAAAAACGAGAGGAUGGAGCAGAGCGAGUGAAAACAGAACUUGACAUAGUGAAUAAACAAUAUAUGGAUAUGGUGAAAUGGAUUAGUCACAGACUGAAGGAAAUUACAAGGAUUUUAUCUGAAUCAAAUGUUAAUUUGAAGUUCCAAAUGGUUAUAGAUGAAGAAAUUCCAUUAUUACGUACAUUCCGUGCAGAACUUGCCAAAAGAUCAUCCAUGUUAGUUGAUGAGGAUAUGGAAGGAUAUUUUCAUCAGUUAUCAGAAUUUGAAGGAUACCCAACACCAAUGACAACCACCAAUGGUUAUGGUGGCAAAUCAUUUGUUAGUAAAGUGACAGCUAUGGUGGAUCGUCCUAUCGGUACCUCUACUCCACGCAUGGAUAAAACUGAAAGUACCAUGGACAGUAUGGAUGUAGAUGAUAGUCCACGAGUUCAAAAAAGAAUGAUAUCACCUCCACUUUUAGCACCUAACCGAUUGUCCAUGAAGGUUGCUAGUAUUACAAGUGUUCAGGCUUUACAUCAGAGUGCUCCACCUGAAGAUCAUAUGUCCAAUACUUCACAAAUAUUAGUGACAGUUAAACAAGAAUGUAUAGCACCAAGUCAAAUGACAUUGUAUGUGUCAGCCAUUCUUAAUCCUCAGACAGGAAGACAAGUUAGUUUAGUGGAUGCUAUUAAAACUGGAUUGUUUGACUCUAGAACAGGGUUUUAUGUAGACCCUUUAACAAGUAGAAGGUUAUCACUACAAGAAGCAUACAGUAAAGGUUAUAUAUCAGAUGGUUUACUGCAGCAGUUGAACUCACCUUGUGGACUUACAGAUCCUGUUACAAAUAGGCAAAUUCCAUUAUUAGAUGCCAUGAAGAAAGGAAUAUUUGAUCCUGUUAAAAUGACUUACAGAGAACCCAACUCGGGCCAGAACAUUCCAUUACAUCAGGCUGUGUCUAAGGGUCUGAUCUCACAACAAACUGCAACAAACCUAGGAGGAGAUGGGGUAACAGUUACCACUAUCACACAGUCCCAAGCUGUGUUUGGUAGUGCUGAUCUAUCAGUACUAGAAUCUGCAUUAGGACUAGCUGAUGCUAUAGAAAAGGGUCUGUUUGACUCAUCAACCGGAAAGAUCAUUGAUCCAUUAUCAGGAAAAAGUAUGACCAUUUUAGAAGCAGUUGAAAAAGGACAUUUGAACCCGUCAAAGAAAGAAAUAAAAGAUCCUGCAUCAGGAGAAUACAUUUCACUAGUGGAAGCUGUGAGUAAAGGUCUGAUUGACCCAGAAUCUGGAUUAUACAUCAAUAGGUCAAAUGGUCAGAAGUUACCCUUAGACCAAGCCUAUCAGAGACAGUUUCUGAGUAAACCACUUUACCUACCGAAGGCGAUUGUAGAAGGAUCGAUAACAGAGAAAGGUCACUUAAUUGAUCCAAACUCAGGUCGUGUGAUUUCAUUUUCUGAUGCACUUGACAAUGGAGUUCUAGAUGACAGUACAAAAUGUGUGAUGAUUCCAUCAUCUGGAGAGGUUUUCUCAAUUAGAGAAGCAAUAGAAAAUGGUAUCCUUGAUUCACGAGGAUUGUUUGUAUCACCUGGUGCAGAACCUGCCCAACCUAUUGCAUCAGCUGUUCAGAAAGGCUACUUAAAAUUGGUCAGUGAGGAAGUCCUUUUAGCAAGACCAUGUGUAAAGGACUCAGUUACAAAUAAAAUGUUGACAGUACCAGAAGCAAUGCGAAAAGGCAUAAUAACAAGCAAUGGAGAUUUUGUUGAUACAAGAACUGGACGGAGAGUACUACUUAGAGCUGCAGCCAGUCAGGGGUUGGUAGAUAAAGAUGUGGUAGAAAAAUUGACACGUGAUACAUCCAUGAAGGAUGCAAGCGGCAAAAAUGUGUCCCUUCUCAAAGCGAUACAGAUUGGAAUGUUAGAUCCAGAACGAGGGGAGAUAACUAAUGCUAGAACAGGAAGAGUAAUGACUCUGAACAUGGCAGCUAAGGAAGGAAUUAUAUCAACAGAUGAUGCUCAGACUGUGCUAGAGGUUCUAAGUCCAGCUAUUACCUAUACCUCUGUUCAAACCAAACUACAACCAGGUAAUGAAGAGGUCAACUUUCGUCCAAUAUCUGUAUCAGAAGCCCUCUCUCAGGGUUUGUUGGUGGAAAGAACCGGAACAUUUCGCGAUCCUCACACAGGGUCAACAAUGCCUGUGGAGGAAGCAAUACAGAAGGGACUUUUACGACUGUCCACAGAAUGGCCGCCAACAUCUCUUCAAGUGGAGAAAGACGAAGAAAGCUCUGAAGAAAUAGAAUUUGAUUCUUUUGAUUCUUUACCAGAGCCAGGAGCUUCCAAAAUUCAAUCCAAGAUAGUUAGGAAAGGAAAUGAGGGCUUCUCCUUCACAUCAACAACAAUUUCGAGACCUGCCAUUGCUGAAUCGGUGGUGAGCCAGACUCGCCAUAUUGAAGUACAAAGCAUCACCGAUCCACGUACGAAGGAGAGGAUAUCUCCACAAGAAGCAGUUAAAAGAGGAAUAUUAGAUCUAUCAAAAGGAUGCUUUAUACACCCACUGACUGGUCAUAAAUUUACUAUUAAUGAAGCCAUAGCCAAAGGUCUUGCCACAGGACGAGAAACAGACAAACCACAUACAUCUGAUACAUCUGUUAAAGAAAUCCGCUCAUUUGCAAUUACUAGUGUCAUUCAUCCAAGAACAAGAGAAAAAAUAUCUGUUACAGAAGCUGUCAAUCAAGGAAUUUUAGAUAGAGAAAGAGGACUGUAUAUGACAUUUGAUCAACAGGGCAGAAGAGUGUCUAUACCUAUCAGUGAAGCUGUUGAUAGUGGAUGGGUUCUGGCUGAGGAUAUUGGCACUAUGCCUGUAGCUACAGGGGACAUUCUCAGAGAGACAAAAACAUUCCAAUUAAAAAGUGUCAAACAUCCAAUUACAGGAAAAUUUGUCCCUGUAAUUGAAGCUGUGAAAGAUGGUAUCUUAGAUGAGGGAAAUGGAUUGUACAUAAAUACAAGAACUGGCGAGAAAUUAUCUGUACCAGAUGCUAUUGAACGAAAACUUAUUGAUGCUGAGCUCACAUCAGUCACUUCUAAUGAUGAAGGGGAUGGAAGCAAAAUGACCACUACAAAAAUGACAACACUUAUGGUAUCAUGGGUUGUACAUCCGAGAACGGGUGAAACCAUAUCUAUACAAAAAGCUGUUGAGGAAGGAAUAAUUGAUAAUGUAAAUGCUCAGUACAUCAACAUUGUGACUGGUGAGAGGAUGUCCAUUAAUGAUGCAAUAGAAAGGAAGUUAGCUAUUGCCACUUCAAACAUAGAAACUGCUCAAGAUCGUCAUGAGAUAUCAAGUAUACACAUUACUGAUGAACAAGAGACAUUUGAAGCUACAUUGGUAGAGGAAAUUACUGCUGAAACAGUUUCUUAUAGUAUCAGCAGUGUUAUUGACCCAAGGACAAUGAACAUGAUCUCAUAUGAUGAUGCCGUCUUGAAUGGCAUAUUGGAUAUAUCAGAAGGACUUUACAUUAACCCAGGUACAGGAGAAACUCUGCCAAUUAACACAGCACUAAACAAAGGCCUGAUCCAUGCUGAUGUCACAGGCAGAUCAAAGGAAGAAGAAUUACUACAUAGUGCUUUCAGUGCUGGAAAUCUGCCAUUCUCAUUAAAGAAUGUCACUUCUGUGAUCAAUCCUAAAACCAGAGAGCAAAUAUCCGCUGUGACAGCUAUAAAGAAUGGUCUGAUUGAUGCUGAAAAUGGAACAUUUCUGGAUACCAGAACAAACAGUAGAAUACCAUUGGAAGAUGCAUUAAAACUAGGCUUCAUUAGUCUAUCAAAAUCAACAGAUGCAGCUGAUAUUGAACGACUACAAAAUAUUUCAAUGGAAGAACCUGUUCCACCUUCUAUGACAGAAAAUGGUAUUGCCCCAUCUGUGGUUGAUAUAAAACUAGAGCGGUCAGGAGCUAGAGAUGAGGACAGGAUGAAAAAUGACAGUUUUGAUGAGGUUCUUAAUUAUACCACAGACGUUGAACAGAGUUAUGAUGGCAUUGAUGGUGAUAAAGGAAGGACACCACAACUUAUAAUGGAAACAACAGAGACAACGAGAACUAGGGGUGAUGUCAAAACUCUUCAAUCAGAAUCUGUAUCAGCACCUUCUGGAUUCUCAUACUCCGAGGCUCUUCAUGUAGGUCUUAUUGAUCCAACAUCAGGGAAAGUCAGAGAUCCAAAAACUGGUCAACUACUUACGUUAAAAGAAGCUGUCAGUAGAGGAAUUGUUGAUAUUGAUAAACAAGCGAUGAUAAGUCUUACUUUAGAUAGACCUGUGACUCUGAAGGAAUGCUUCAAUAGGGGAUUAAUAGACAGCAAUACUGGUCGUGUCAAUUAUCCAAAAUGUCAGCAACAAAAUAUCAUAUUGGGGUCACAGUUUAGGUCACAAUUCUCAAAACCAGGCCCUUUGAAUCUACUAGAUGCAGAAAAAGCACAACUUAUUGAUGAAAGAGGACAGUUAUUGGAGCCAAUUUUGGGAGAGAGGAUAACAAUUCAGGAAGCUGUAAAUCGUAAUAUUGUUGAUGGAAAUUUGGUUCUGAUAGUUGAUGAAGCCUCUGGAACCAAACUGCCACUGAAGACAGCUUUACGACAAGGAAUUAUAGAUGGGAAAACUUGUGAAGUGACAAACACUGCCACUGGAGAAGUAGUGCCACUGUCAUCUGCUAUACAGCAAGGACUUGUUGUUGACUCACUGGAUCAGAAGAGAGGAACAGUUAUGGAUUCAUCCACUGGAGAAACUGUUCCCAUUGAACAAGCAAUACUUGAUGGAAAGCUGCGCUCUGAUGAAGUCACUAUAUUGGAUUCAAGAACUGGUGAAAUGAUUUCUCUGGAUUCAGCAAUGAAGAAAGGACUGUUCGAUAGGAAAUCUGGGAAGAUUAAAGAUUCUAAGACUGGAGACAAAAUGACUGUUCAGGAUGCACUGAAAUUUGGACUACUAGCCGUCGUUGGAGCACCUAUUUUGGCAGGGAAAGUAGUCUAUGAUGCUGUAAAAAGUACAAAGACCAAGGGACCUGUUAUAAAAGAAGUUACAGAAAUAAAAUCUAAAGGCCCAAUUAUAACAGAUGUGACAGAACAGGAAACAAAUAAGACUGAAACAAUUGGAAAAUUUACAUUGAAUGGGGAAGGUGAACCCCAAACUACUAUUAUAUACGCUAAACCUGGAGAUCGUAUCAAACCUACAAUGAAACUUCCUACUCUUCAGAAAAAUGAACCUGAUUUAAAUGGACCUGAAAGUUUUGUGGUAAGUCCUGACAGAAGUAGAUUUUCUCAGAGUAGUACUUCUGAGACGCUAGAUAUUUCUCAUUCUUCGCUGCAUGUAAAGCCUACUAUGGGUGUUUCAUUUUCUUCUGAGGUUGAGGGAUCUUCUUUUUACAAGCCCUCCUACCCUUUAUCCCCUCCUUCCUCAUUGGUGAAUGGUGACUCCAAACCUUAUGGCAGCAGAGUUUCUGAUAGUAUUUCUGAACAGACAAUAACUAAUACAAGCUUUACAAGUUCUCCAUUUAUAUCUAAGGAUAAUCUGACUAUUGAUUGGAAUGCUGGAAAGGUCAUCAUGAGGUCAACUGGAGAAGUAAUGACUGUACCUCAAGCAGUACAGAGAGGUCUUUUGGAUUCUGAUACAGUAGAGGAACUAGCAGAAUCAGCUGAUUUACAAUCCAAAACACCAGCCAUAGAUGUUAACUGGGAUGAAGGAACCAUUACUCUCAAGGAAACAAGGGAAGUUAUCUCAAUUGAUGAAGCAGUAAACAGAAAAUACAUUGAUUUAUCAACUGCGCAAACAUUAUCAAUGGUGGUAGGAAAAAUGCAUGAUGUUGAAACUAAACAACCAAAAAUGCUUUCACAAGUAAAAUUUUCUCCUGUAGAAUCAAAGACUGUCUUUCAUGAAACAAAAGUCACUACUGAGGAACAGAAAUCAGGAAGUUUACCUAGAUAUAGUUCAUCAUCGAAAAUUUUACUGAAAGGAGAAAGAGAGCCUGUAUCACUAAAUGAACUUGUUUCUAAUGAUAAAAAUGUCACACUUAAAGGGAAGAUUUCUGUUCCAGGAAAACAUAAACCUAUUACUGUUCAGAAAGCUAUUGAGGAAAAGUUAAUAGACAUUGAUAAUUCUAGUGUUUUAGAUCCCAAAACAGGAGAUCUAAUUUCAUUGAAUGAAGCAAUCAGGUGUGGAAUAUUUGACCCUGAAACAGGAAAGCUGAAGCAUACUGGAACCGGAGAAAAGAUUACAUUAAGAGAAGCCUUUUAUGAAGGUCUGAUACCACAACCAGGAUUUAGUGUUACUACUUAUCGUGAAGUUCAAAGUGAGAUCGUUGAUCAUCACUACUCCAUAAGCGAUGCCAUAGACCAAGGAAUGGUGGAUGAGAGAAGUGGUACAUUCAGAGAUCCAAAAACUGGAGAAGUUAUGUCAUUAGGUGCAGCCAUAUAUGAAGGUUAUAUCAGCCCUCCAACUUCACCUCACAGAGAAGUUGAUCGUGCUGAAUAUAAAUUCACUAAAAGUUCACCUGUCAAAUUACGUCCAAGAUCAAAGGAAAAACCACCAAAAGAAAAUCGUUUGUCAUUCUCUCAAGCCUUGAACCGUGGCCUGAUUGAUGUGGAGAGUAGUAAAUUUACUGAUCCCUCUACUGGUUCUAGAAUUGCUGUUCUAGAUGCUAUUAGGAAACAGUUGAUUGACCCUGACGACGAAGUGCAGGAAACACCAGAGGGCUUCACUCUGACAGCUGCAUUAGCUGAAGGUGUAUUUGAUGACUCGACAGGUGAAUUUACUGAUAGAAAAACAGGAAGAAAGCAUAGUUUACAAGAAGCCAUUCGUUUGGGAUUUAUUAGUGGGGAUAGCAGUAUUUAUGAUGUAAAAUCAGGAAAAAUGAUGACUCUCACUGAAGCAUUGAACAUGGGAAGAAUUGACCCCAAAUCUGGAAAAUUUAUCAGUAAAGACUCUUGUAUCAGAAUUUCAUUGAAGGAUGCUGCUAAAAUGGGUCUUGUUGCAUUUGUCGGUGCUCCCAUUUAUGGAGCUAUGAAAGUAAAAGAUUACUUCACCAAAGAUAAGCCUGUAUCUAAAACAUUAUCAGUAUCUCUAGACAAGUCUGUACCAAUUGAUGUGCAGUCUACUGUCGUAACUCGCACUGGUCCUGAUAAUUUAGAGAUUACAGAAUAUAAGCACAAAAAAAACAGAGAUGGAGUGGGUGACUCUGAUAUCUUAGAAUCAUCAGAAAAAGUUUCCUGUAAAGUUGAUAUUCGUGGUGUGAGAGAUUCAGCAGGAAGGAAGGAUGUCAGUCUUGAUCAGGCUAUUAGGUCAGGCAUUAUAGACAUACAACAUGGCACAUAUAAGAAUUCGCUGACUGGUCAAGAAAUGAGCAUAAAAGAGGCUCUAGAUUAUGGGUUCAUUGAUGGAAAGGUUAUGGAUAGUGUGACUUUGAAAGAACAGACUUCAAAAUCUGGUGUCAGUGCUGAUGUCAUGUUCUCAGAAAAGAAGAGAAUGUCCAUUGUAUCAGUUAUCGAUCCAAAUACAGGACAAGAGCUGAAGUUACAUGAUGCUGUUCAUAAAGGGGUCAUUGAUCACGAUGGUAAAACAUACUUUGAUGAUGAACAUGGAAGAAUCAUACCCAUCAUGGAUGCUGUCAAUCAAAAACUUGUCAGAGUUAAAGAUGUAGAUUCUGAGAUGAAAAGCACAGAGCUGUAUGGAGAAUCCAAAGAAGAUACAAUUACUCAAGUGAAAACAUUAAAGAUAAACACAGUUGUUGACCCAGCUAGUGGUCACAGUCUCAGUCUUCAGGAUGCUGUCAAGAGAAAUAUCAUAGAUCUACAUGCUGGUGUAAUAGUGAAUUCGAAUACAGGUGAAGAAAUACCAAUCAGUGAAGCUUUGAAAAUGGGAUUAGUCAGUGGAGAAAAAUCUUCUAAUACAGAAACAUUUGAAACAACAAGUCCUGACACACUCCAUCUCAAAUCUGUAUUUGAUGCUGAUCAGGGACAGUUCAUUCCAGUCAAACUUGCCAUAGAAAUAGGCAUCAUCAACCCAAAAACUGGACGUUAUAAAGAAAAAGAUGGAAGCUCUAUUCCAAUAACUGAGGCUGUUCAUGAAGGUAAAAUAAAAGCAGAUCAGAAAAUGGUACGAUCACCAUCUUCAGCAGAAGUCAUAACUGAAAGACGUACUUUUAACAUUCAAACAAUAGUUGACCCUAGAAGUGGACAAACCAUACCAGUGCCUCAAGCUGUUCAAAGUGGAAUUUUGGAUUUGAAAUCAGGAAUAGUCACAAAUACUCAAACAGGAGAAAAAUUAAGCAUACCUCAAGCCAUUAAACGUGGGUAUGUGCGAGCUGACUCUGUAUCUGAAGAAUUAGAAGGUCUUGAUGGCAGCAAACCUAUCAAUAAUGUCAAGUCGGUUAAAGAUCCAAGGACAGGAGAGUGGCUGUCAGUAGAAGAGGCAGUUAAUAGAGGUGUUUUAGAUGGUGGGCUAUGUAAAUACCUGGACAAACAUACUGGUGAAACACUGGAGCUUGAGGAUGCUGCCAGGAGGGGUUAUGUCCAGUUAGAACAGACAUUCCCUUUUGUGACUACAGUUAAACGAGACUCCAUGACAGUCAAAGCUGUCAUUGAUCCUAAAACUGGUACCAAGAUCCCACUACAGGAGGCCAUCAGGAAAGGAAUAUUUAUUCCAGAUAAAGGAAUUGUUAUUAAUCUGAGAACAGGAGAGAGACUACCAUUGUUAAUGGCGGCAGAAAAAGGUCUGGUAGAAAUAGCAGCUGGUAGUUCAGAAAACAUUGUAACUGUAGGAGAUACCAUGAUUACUGAAGUCAAGGAUCCAUUUACUGGCAGAACUAUGUCACUUGAUGAAGCUCUGAAACGAGGUAUUGUAGACAAAGAUAAACAUGUCUACUAUGACCCUAAGACAGGAGCAUCAAUGCCACUGGAGGAUGCUCUAAAGAUUGACCUGAUUAAGGGAGAAAGUUUACAACAAAAUGGAAAUGUUGACAAGGAAACCAAAGAUGUGAAGCAAAUUAAUGUCACAGGCGUGCUUGAUUCAUCUACAAACAGACAGCUGACAGCUGACCAAGCUAUACAAAAAGGUAUCAUUGAUGCUGAUAUGACAAAAUAUUAUGAUGCAAAGACCCGGACAUUUAUACCCAUGGAACAGGCUUUACAGGCUGGUCUAGUAUCUGGUGUUGUUCAGACAAUUAAAACAGUGCAGACAAAAGUUAAAUCAGAAAAACCAGCAAUUACAUACAAUAUAUCCAAGAUCAUGGAUACAUCUCAAGGUCAAAUGAUUGAUGUAGCUGAAGCUAUAAAUAGAGGAGUACUAGAUGCAAAGGGUAACUACAAAGACACUCGCAGAGGAGAAACGAUGCCAUUAUCUGAUGCAAUGAAGAAGGGAAUGGUAUUAGCCACAGAGGUUGAUGGUAAAAUAUCAAUGUCACCUGCCAAAGCUACAGAGAACUACACAUUUAAUGAGGCACUUAGAAGAGGUUACAUAGAUGAAGAAAGAGGUUUGUUUACACAUCCAAAGACUGGAAAGAUUUACACUGUUGAUGAAGCUGUUAGAGCAGGCAUGAUUAUUUCAUCCACAUCUCAGCCAUAUGAAUAUUCCAGUCCAAAAGAAGAUGGGACAACUAUGUCAUUUCAGCAAGCUUUUCAACACGGAAACAUUGAUCCAAAAAACGGGCAAUUCGGAGGCAGGGACAGGAGAAUCCCCAUGUCUAUUGAAGAAGCACUUCAAAGGCAGUUCUUGUCUCCGGUAACCAGACAAAACACACAACAAGGGGGAUCAGUAGUGUUAUUGAAAGCAAGCCCUCACACAGCAGAUAGAGGAGCUGUUGUUUACACAGACAUAGUUGAUACAAAGAUACCAAUAGAUCAAACUAGUUAUGAUGAACAAGUUACCAUGACUACCACAACUAUACCUGGUAAGAGUGACGAAUACAAAAAUGAGCCUACAUUGACUGUUAGUGAAGCCUUUAAAACUGGGAAAAUUGAUUUGGAAACUGGAACAUACAAAUACCCCAAUACAGGGGAAAUAAUGUCUGUUGAUGAAGCUGUGAUUUGUGGCUUCUUGUCAAUAGAUAAAGCAGAAAUGAUUGAUGAGCAUAUUUACCAAAGCAAUGAAAAAUCACCUAUUUCCAUAUCAGAUGCCAUAACCCAAGGACAGAUUGACUUUGAUAAAGGAACCUUCAAUGACUCUCAAUCUGGAGAUGUAAUGAGUCUCCAUACAGCUCUACAAGCUGGUUUCAUUCAACCCAAGGUCACUUCUGAUAAUGAACUAAUUACAACUUCAGUAGACCAGUAUACAGUAGUUAAAGAAGGGUCACCAUUUGCACCAAAAAUGGAUGUUAAAGUCAUAAAUGGUGAAGUGAUUUCAACAACAUCAACUGAAAUUCAAAUCACAUCUGGAAGUGCUACAUAUGUCACUAAACCUGGAUUUAUGGUGGAUUCUAAGGGCAAAGUCGUAAACACAUCCACAGGAGAUAUAAUGUCCUUAUCUGAGGCUGCAGCUAAAGGUCUUAUCUUCACAGAAAGUACUGUAAGUAAAUCAGAAAUAAGAUUUGCUAAAGGUAAAAUACCGUCCUUAGAAACUGAGCAACAGACUCAACCUGAGAGUACAACAUUCUUCACAAAGCCUGAGUAUAAAGUGGAUUCUAAAGGCAAGGUAGUGAACACAAAAACAGGUGAUAUAUUACCAUUGUCCGAGGCACUAGCUAAAGGUUUAGUAUUUACUGAAUCUACUGCACUUACAACAGAUUUACAUGUAUCUGAAGGAAAAGUCAAGCAGCCUCUUGUGAAGGCUGAUGUUACAUUUGUCACUAAACCUGGGUUUGUAAUAGACUCUACAGGAAAGGUAACACAAACAACAACGGGUGAUUCAAUAACUCUACCUGAAGCAAUAAAGAGGGGUUUGGUGUUUACUGAAACCACCACACCUACAAAGGAUCUAUUUAUCUCUGAGGAAACAAUGGCUCCAUCUGUUGUGGAACAACAAACUGUUAAGCUACGAUCUAAACCAGUUAAUGGUACAGCUGUAGACCACAAAGCUGAUGAAUUUGAUAGUGGUGUGAAAGUGACUGGUAGAAGAUCUUUGGACCGUUCCACUCCUUUUGAUGAGGUUGGUGCACUGGAAAAUGAUACAUCAAAAGAACAAGGAGGAAGUCCAGUUAAAAAACAAAUCUUUUCAUUGGUUGAGUUAUACAACAGGGGGUUGUUUGAUCCAAACACAGGACUUGUUACCGAUCCAGUUACAGCUUCCAACUUUUCUCUUGGGGCUGCUGUAAAACAUGGACUUGUUGAUGCUGUUAGCACAGAAGUAAAAUUCUUAGACACAGGAGAUUUUAUGGAUCUUGAUUCUAUUCUUGAAUCUGGAAUGCUUCAAGAGCAAAAACUUCAAGUUGAUUCAAAUACUGGAGAAAUUUACAUUGGGUCAAGUGCUGAAAAGAUCAUGAUUAAUCAGUUGAAAAUGAAAUGUGAAGGGAGACGUUUGAGUCAGCCAAUCAGAUCUUUCCUAAUGAGUGAAAAUCGUAAAUUAGAUUCAGAAACAGUAGAGGAUAAAAUUAUAAUUGACAGUGCAACAGGACAUAAAUUAACAUUCAAACAGGCCUUAGAUUGUGGAAUAUUAAAAGUGAUAGAUGAAGGAUCCUUUACUAGUGGUGAAAUGUCAGAUCGGUGUUUUGUCCGUGAUACAAUAAAUGAAAAAUGGUGCUCAUGGAGCAAAGCUUUAACUCUGAAUAUUGUAGUUGAUAGUGAUACAGAAAUUGAUUUGAGGAAGUUAUCAAAACAAAGCAAACAUGUUUCUUUUGAGGCUGAUAAGCUAUUGUCUAGUUCAAGUGAUAAUUUCUCACGUGAAAAACGUAAACAUUCAAUUGAUGUGUGUUUAAAAGCAGAUCUGCCUGUGACUUUAGAUGCUGUGAUUGACAGUGGAUUAUAUGUUCCAAUCAAAAAUACUGUAACCAAUAUAGAAACAGAUGAAGAGGUAUCGUUUAGUGAAGCACUUGAACUUGGUCUGAUUCACAUAGACUCUUUAGUUCGUGAUCCAGUCAGUAAGGAUAUAUUAACUCUUGGUGAAGCUAUUGACAAACGUAUUAUUGAUCCUGUAUCGGGCAGAAUGAUGUUAUCAUCAGGGCUUCCAAUUGCACUUAACUUUGCCUUAAGUAAAGGUCUUGUUGUUAGAUGCAAGUCACCAUAUCAGCUGACAUUGUCAGAGGUUAUAGAAGAAGGACUUUAUUCUAAAGACAAGGAAAAAUUCCUAUCACCAGAUAAUGAAAAUGAGCUGGCCUUUUCUGAAGCAAUAUUUUCUGGUAUGUUAGAUUCUAGCUUGAUUCGUGUCAGAGAUACAAAGGAAGGCACUAUUCAUGAGUUAGAUGUAGCGCUCCAGAAAGGACUUAUAAAUAUUACAUCUGGAAGGUGUGUAGACACAGUCUCUGGGAAUGUUCUCUCAUUACUUGAUAGUAUUGAAAGAGGAAUAUUGAUUGAUUUGUCUAACCAGCCAAAGUAUGGAGUUAUGGAUAUUAUUGAAGAAGACUUGAUAGAGGAGGAUGGGGCUUUUGUUGAUCCUGGAACUGUAAACCCAGUAUCAUUACAAGCUGCUAUAGACAGUGGUCUCAUUGAUAGAACCGCUUUCUUAGUUCGUAACUUGCAGUACCAAACAUUGGUGACACUUGAUGGUGCAUUAGCAGAGAAUAUUAUUGACCCUCACACUGGAAAAUAUAAGUGUUCUGAUAAAAAGAGCAUUACAUUUACAGAAGCUGUUUCUAAGGGAUAUAUUGUACAAAAUUUAGGCAGUACUGACUUAAAUCUUGUUGAUGCUAUACAUCAAGAUGUUUAUAAUCCUAUCCAGAGGAAAUUUACUGACCCAAGGACAGGAGAAAUUCUCAACUUUCAUGAGACCAUUAAAUCAAAAUUAAUCAAAUGUGAAGAUAUUCUUGUCAAAAAUACAGAAACAAAUGAAAUAGUUCCAUUUAAUGAUGCCACUGUCUCAGGACUUGUAAACAUUGAGGAGUGCAUCAUUCAUGAUAUUUUAAGUGAUGAGUUUUAUGAUUUGAAAUCAGCAUUGGACAAAGGCUUACUACAUCAGGCAAUACACUGUCCUGGACUAGGACUUGUUGAAGCUGUCAGGUGUGGUAUCUAUGAUGUUGACUCCAAAGAAGUCAUAGACAAAGUGUCAAAAAUGUGUAUAGAUAUUAAACAAGGAAUAGAGUUUGGAAUUAUUGAUUUAUCACAAACGUUAGUCAAAGAUGUUAAAUUGGACACAUUUGUACCAUUGGAUGUUAGCUUUAAUGAUACAUUCUCAAGGUCAGAGAAGAGAACAAUAUAUUCUGAUGACCUUGACAUAGGAGAGAAAAUCAGUGGAGAUCUUAUAGUGGAUAUUCCAUCUCAUGGAUUUACAAUACCCCAAAUAGUCAAAAUGGGUCUAUACAACAAAGAUACAAAAAAGAUAAGUGACCCGAGAAAUAAUCUAAGAAUGACAUUGUCUCAGGCUAUUGUAUGUAAAUUUGUAGACGAUAAAAACACUAAAGUGAUUCUAAUUGACAAAGGUGUAGUAUCUCUGAAGGAUGCUAUAAAGUGUGGGGUCGUUGACCCAGAGACAUGUUACUAUAUGGAAAACUUGUCACCUCAUGAUACAGUUUCAAUGGGACUAAUUAUUGAUAGUUUUGAGGAUGAAAUUCGACCAAUUUUGUCUACAGUAGACACACUUCUGAAAGACUCAAAAAUAAAUCAGUAUUUGGAAAUGAGACAGAUACUAGAAACAAGCAUGUCAUCACAGACUGAACAAAAUAGACGCAGACAUUUUACUCAGCCACAGUUUGGUAUUCAGAGGGCUGUUGAACAAGGAAUAUUUGAAAAACAUCGCUGUACCUUUCAUGAUCCAAGAACUAAUAUGUCUGUUACCCUAGGUGAAGCUUUGAAAACAGGACUGAUACAUAGGAUAAGGUCACGAGUAAAAAACCCAGAAACUGGAAAAUUUGUUUCAUUGUCUGAAGCUGCGGACAAAGGAAUUAUUAGUGAUAAAACAGCAUCUAUGCUGGAUAGGAAACAUAUGAAGACAUUCCCACUAGAAAAAGCCAUUGAGGAACAUAUGGUAUUAGAUGUACCUUUUACAAGAGUUACAUUAGAUGAAGCUGUGCAUUAUGGACUACUGAACAUGCAUACUCUUCGUAUGCAAAGUAUGACCAGUGAUGAUCGUGUGCCAUUAUCAGAAGCUAUAUUAUCUGGGCUAAUUGACAAUGAAGAAACAUUGAUUAAGGAUCCUGUUGACAAUACUAUAAUGAUCUUGACUCAAGCUGUAGAUAUGGGAAUAUUUAUCCCACAAACAGCACAAUUAAAAUGUGGAAAUGAUCAAACUAUGGAUUUAGUAACAGCUAUAGAGAAGGGAUUUAUUUUGAAUGGUAGAAGUCUUUGUAACAUUCUGAAAGUAUCUAACUUGAGACAAAGAUCCUCAGAGAGCCAAUCUUCCCCAAAAAAUGUUCAUACAGAAAGAGAAAAGAUUAUAUCACAAAUCUCUUUCAAGAAGCCAAUUAAAUUUGGAGAAGCACUUCGUCUUUGUUUGAUAAAUACUGACACUAUGGACUUUACCCUACAUGAUGAUAAAUCAACUCUUCUAGAGGCCAUUGAUAAAGGAACUGUGGAUGUAGAUAAUGUCUCUUUUUAUGAUGAAACUUCUGAUGAAAGGAUUCCUUUGACCUUGGCAUUAAAAUCAAAUAUGAUUGGUACAGGUGAUCAGUCUUUACCAGAAGGGAUUAGUUUUAAAGCAGCAUUAGAUAAAGGACUAUUGGUUGAGAGGUUGACUCCAGCCAUUAGUAAUGACCAAUUGGAAAAUGAAGAAAGUGAAUGGCAGAAAACUUCAAAGGGUAUCACCAUAGAUACACUAAUAACAUCGGUCUCACAAGAAAGUUGUAGAAUAGGAACUCUUUCAAAUGCCAUUCAAAAAGGUUUGCUUGAUGAUAUAACUGGAAUGAUAAAAGAUCCUUUCACUGGUAAACUUCUUACAAUUCAGGACAGUAUACAGAACCAUCUGAUCAAUGCUGGAGCCAAAGAAAUUUUAUUUGGUGACAAAGUGAUAUCUUUGUAUGACGCUAUUAGUGACGGUGUAAUUGACCCUGUUCAUGGGAAGUAUUUAGACAAUGGAAUAUGGAAACCUAUCACAUCAGAAUAUGUUAGCAGAAAUAUUAUACCAGCAGCAUCAGCAGAUCAAGUAGAUUCCAAGAGUUCGGUUGAAAUUUACGUUGAAGAGAUCUUAUCAAGUGAUCAGAACAGAAUCAAGCUGAGAGAAGCGUUCUCAUCUGGGAUUUUAAACCAAUCAAAUUCCAAAGUCAUUGAUCCUGAUACGAUUCAGCCAAUUACAUUGCGUCGGGCAGCUAGUUUGGGGAUGAUUGAUGUAAACACUGGAGAUUUUAAAAACCCACAAUCUGGUGACACAAUAAGUUUAGCCGAAGCUGUGGAAAAAGGAUUCAUCCUUUCACCAAAAGGCUUAAGUUUGUACAGUGCUGUCAACCAGGGACUUUAUGAUGGUGAAAAUAGAAAAUUUGUUGACCCUAGCACAGGGAAGGAGCACUCCUUACGUGAAAUGAUUGAGAUGGAAAUAGUUACAUCACAGUGCCAAGAAAUUCGUGAUUUAGCUAGAGAAGGUAUUAUCAUUACCUUACAGAAGGCCAUAGACAAAAACAUUAUUGAAUGGAAUGAGAAUGUAUAUGUUAAUCUAAUGAACGACAAAGUCUAUAGCUUCAAUGAUGCAAUAGCUGCUGGUUUGAUUGUUAGUAAUAUUCCUAGGGAAGGAUUACGUGAAAGUCAGAACAGUGAUGUACAGUUCCGUGGUCCUAGUCCUCACAGUUUUGAACAUUCUAGAUAUAAAUACCUGGCAGAGGCUCCUAUGGGGCCAUUACUUAACAGACCUCUUAAUUUGGGAAAUCGUUCCCGUGGAAGUAGUUCAUCAGAUUUAUCAAAUACAGAUUCAUCGGGAACUGACAAAGAUGGAUUGUCAUGGUUACUGCCUCUGUCAUCAGAUGCUAUCAGAGAGAUCAUAGCAACAGCAAAGAAUAGAAAGGAGUCGUCCAAGAAAGAUGAAAAUGAUGGUUUUAAAACAGAGAAAGAUGAAAUUGUUUCUGAUGUUAAAGAUGAUGCUUUCGAGGAACCUGACAGUGCUGAUGAGAAGCCCUUACUAGACAGUAAAGCUGGCAAACCAAAACAGAAACAGGACUUAUUGAGGACUGUAUUGGAGAGUAAAAUGACAGCUGUACGGAAGGGUCGAUUAGUGGAUUCCUAUGAUAAACUUGGUCAGGACCUAAACAAUGAACUAAAUUGGCUGUCGGAUGUUGAACAGCUUCUUAGAGAUGAUCAUCCAAUUAGUGAUGACCUGGACAAGGUUAAAGGUCAACUACAAGCUCAAAAGGAUCUUAUCUUAGACAUACAACAACAUCAACAACCAAUAGCAGCUCUGAUUUACCAGACUGAACAGCUACUAGAGAACCACGAGGAAGAGCUAACCCCAGAACAGGUCACAGAACUUCAAAAUCUCACAUCAAAUCUCAAGUCAAACUUUGCUAAAUGUCAGAAAACCUCAAGUACACGACUAAAACAUCUGACCACAGCCUCUGAUGAACUGGCCAAACAUGAGGCAGAGCAUGAAAAGUUCUUAGAAUGGGUUGUCACAACAGAUAAUGACCUGAGAGCUCUGGAAAUAGAAGCUCGCAAUCUGGACAGUAUAAAACAAGUUACAGACAAACAAAUGAAAAUGAUGAAUGACAUAAUAUCCCACCAAGCUGACACCAGAUUCUUGACAAUGACAGUACAGAAAUAUAUGGAGGAAUCAAAGCUGCAUAAACUGGAAGUAGAUGCCUUUAAAGCUAAUCGUAGAAAGACUUCCCGUCUCAGCUGGAUAGGAAUGGAGGGCAUGGAUGCUGAAACCGUAGCUGAGAGGUUAAAGGAUACAACUACAAGAUAUGAUGAAGUAAAGUUAAGAUGCAGCUCAUUUGGUGACAAACUAUCUUCUGUUUCUGCUAAACAGAGAGAAUUCAAUGACAGCACAUUUAAAUUGUUAUCUUGGUUGACUGGUACCGAAGAAAAACUUUCAGAUUUAAGACAGGAACCAGGUUCUGUUGAUUCUGACAACUUUCAAAAUCAGAUGGAAAUGAUGAAAUCCUUAAGUAGUGAUGCAAUAGCACAUAAGUCACAAUUAGAAGAAUUAGAAAAAUCUUCCCGAGAACUGAUAGCUGAUCUGCACAGUCUGGCAAUUGAGACUUCCGAUAUAGAUGGGCUACAAGAAAUCAUAUCAGAUAUCAGUGAUCGACAAGAAGAAGUUGUAGCAGAAAUUCAUGAAAGGACAAAUAAUUUACAAACCGCUCUUACAAAGUCACAAAAUGUUGAAGAUGCUUUGGACAAUAUGUUGACAUGGUUACGUGACACUGAGGGUGCAUUGAACAAUCAAAGACGCGCAAGUCUCAGUCGUUAUAACUUGAAUGAACAAUGUCAGAAUUUAGAUCUAAUCAAAGCCGAUAUUGACAGUCACAAACCUAGUAUAGAAGCUAUCAGAAAUGAAGCUAAUGAACUGAUCAAAACUUGUGAACUUGACACUGCUAAAACAAUAGAGGCCAAAGUUGGCAAUCUUGAAGCACAAUUCCAUACUGUGCAGAAUAAAUGUAAAACCAGAAAUAAGGACUUACAAGAGCUUUCAGAAACUUUGGAAGAAUUUCAUGACACACUUGAUAAGUGUAAACACUGGAUUGCAGGAAAUACUACAACAUUAGAAGAUCGGGAAUGGAAUAAAAAACCAGUAGAAACUGUUAAAGACAUUGUUGAAAAAGUAACCUCUGAAAAAGAAGACAAACAAAAGAUCAUUGAGGAAUUAAGAUCUCUUGGCCAAGCUCUGGUAGAAGAUUCUAGAACUGGAGAAGUUGGUGCUGUCAAGGAAUCUCUGAGUGAUUUAGACAGACGGUGGCAUGAAAUGGUGGCAUUGCUAUCUGAACGUGAACAAGAGACACUAGAGAAAGACAGACAAGGAAGUGAAUAUGAAACAAUGAAAAAGAAUGUAGUUGAUUGGUUAACUAAGGUGGAGAACAAAGUCGAUGGAUUUGAACCUGUGGCUGUAGAUGUUGAUAUAGCUGAAAACCAAAUAGAAGAAUUACAGCCUAUGUUACAACAAUACCAACAAUAUGCUGAAACUGUUGAUGAAGUAAAUGACCUUGGGGCAGCUUAUGAUAACCUUCAAAACCCAGAUACUAGACCUAGUAGUCCAUUCAGAAAGAUUAUGAGAGGCAGAAGAUUAUCCAGUCUAAUGUCACCAAGAGUCCGAAGUCCAUCCCCAUCAUUUACUUAUCCAUCCUCACCAUCACCUAAUGUAAUCAGUCCUGCUAGUGAUUCUAGUGGAUUCAGUAGUAAAAAGAGUUCCAGUGACAACUUUAAUCUAGAAGAUUUGACAGAAAUCCAACAAGAACUGGUUGACAUUAAUCAUCGUUAUGACCUUCUUGGUGACCGACUGGCAGAUCGUCACCAAGAGCUACAGAACAUGUUGUCAAGUACCAAAACAUUCCUACAGGAUGUGAAUGACCUUAUGACUUGGGUUGAUCUUAAGGAACUGGAUGCCAGCCUGUCUCCUUCCUUACCUACAAGUGAAAGGGAGGCUAAGAAACAGUUGAAACUUCAAGAGACUCUACAUAAAGAAUUACUUGAGAAAGAGGCUCUGAUUGAGGACAUCAGAAACAAAUCUCAAGAACUGAUGAAGACCAAGAAAGGUGUCCCAGGAAUGGAUAGGGUUCAACAACAGUUUGCAGAAUUAGAUGACAAAUGGUUGGAUGUAAAGGUUGCCUCAGAACAACGUAGAAAAGCCUUAGAGGGAAUGGUAUCAGACAUCAGAGACUUCAAGGAUGCUGGUGUACAUCUACAGAAAUGGAUAGCUCAGAAAGAGAAAAUGGUGGCAGUACUGGGACCAGUAGCUACAGAACCAUCCCAGAUCCACAACCAACAAGAACAAAUUAAAAUCUUGAAAGAGGAAGUGGCUGGACAGGAACCAACGUAUGAACGUUUAAUCCAGAGUGGACAUAGCAUCCUGGACAAAUGUCAACCAGACUCCACAGAUGCUGCUCAUAUCAGUGAGAAGAUGGCAGUUAUCAGUAAAGGGUGGGACCAGCUCAGUUCACGACUUGGUGACAGAGAUAAGACACUUGUUGCAGUCGAGGGAAUGAGUGCUGAAUUUAAUGAAACAUUGCAGUCACUACAUGACUGGUUGAAUGACUACACGGAAAGAGUUGAUGGAGUAAAUACUCAACCCACCAAUCCAGAGGAACACCAAAGACAGAUACAUAGAUUACAGUCAUUGGAAGGUGAACUUGUAAAUCAGCAGCCGUUACUGAGCAAACUGAAGGAGCUUGGUAAGAAGGUUGGUGACAAUACCAAAGAUCUUAGUACUAAAUCUGAACUGAAGAACAAAAUAUCAGCCAUAGAGAAACCAGUCACAGAAAUGGAAUCUAUACUUGCUGCAAAGAAGACCAGUAUAGAACAAUCGAGUCAAGAAGGAGAACAGUUCCAAGAAGGUUGUCAGGAAAUACUGGACUGGGUAUCUGAUCUCCGUGGUAAAAUACAGAAACAACCACCUGUGUCUGGUAACCUUGACCUCCUGAGAGAACAAUCUCUACAACAAAAGUUGAUCACACAAGAUAUCCAAGAGAGAGGUACUGAGGUAAGAGAUAUCCUUCGUAAAGGUAACAAAUUACUUGACACAUUGCCUCCAUCCAGACAUGCUAAAGAAUUAGCUGAGAAGUUAGAAGACAUUAAAACAGAGUGGGAGGAGUUAAACAGACAGGCCUUACAGAGAUCACAGCAGAUCGAGGCUAGUCAGAAACAUGGCCAGAACUUCCAGGAACAGCUUGACAAGAUAUUGAUGUGGCUGAACAUUGAUAAUGAAAAACUUGCUAAUAUUGUACCAAAAAGUUUAGAUAAAGAUGUGGUGGCAAAGAAACUCAAGGAUGCUCAGGCACUGCAGACAGAUAUUCUUAAACAUUCCCAUGACCAUGACAAUUUGAACAGAGAGGGCCAGUCAUUGGUUGGAUUAGUUGAUACAGAUCAAAGUCAUGUUACCGACUCCUUAUUUGAUGCCAACAAACGAUGGGAAAAUCUCAGUCAAGCUGUAGCAGACAAGAUAGAAGAAUUAGAAGACUUGUCUCAGAGACUGGAAGAAUUCCAUGACAACAUGAGAGAAUCAGAGUCUACGUUAGAUAGAUACAAAGAUAAACUUGACAGUCAUCUGAAACAGGGUAGUUCAUCUAGAGAUCCCAAGCACAUAGAUAAAAUUAAGGCAUGGCAAGAAGAUGUAGAUGCCAUCACAUCACAGAUAGAUUAUGCUGAGGCAUUGCUGGAUGGGUUACAAGUCCAAGGGGAUAUCACUGCACCUCUUGUCACCAAUCUAGAGAAAGCUAAACAAAAACACGAUCAGCUCCAACAAGAACUGGCCGAUUUAGUGGAGGAAAUGGAGAGUGGUGCUAUGGUUCUAACACAAUAUCAGGAUCUUGUCCAGAAUGUAGGUUCAGAACUGGCUCAUUUAGAUGCAGAAUUUACUUCACUUGAUCCUAUUGGACGUGAUGAAUCCAUGCUUAGAGGCCAACAGAGGGAAAAUGAGGACUUAGUGGUAGAAAUAGAGGAGUUUGUGUCUAAGCUGUAUGACAUUGAGGCUAAGAUAGAUGACGUUAAACGUAAGACAGAUGGACUCAAAGCAUCGGGUUACCUUACCGAUACUGGUGUUUUAUCUCCUAUGAAACAAAUUCAAAAGCAGUUUGAUAACUUGAAAGACAAGGCAGAAAAACGUAAAGAAGACCUUGAUCAAACAUUCCUUAAAAUGGAAGGUGUUGAUGAUAACCUACGUAGGAUGAGAACUAGCAUUGAUAGAGCCUCAGCAGAGUUAGACAUGCAUGAACCAAUUGGUCAUGAUGUAGAACCAAUCAAAAGACAACAAGAGGAACUUAAGUUAUACCAGAAAUCUGUAUUGGAACCAUUAUUGAAGAGGGUAGAAUCUGUUCAGGGGGAUGCUCAGACUCUUGUACAAACAUCAGCCCCUGGUGUCAAUACCGGAGGCCUGGAAUCAGAUCUAGAAAUUAUGGUUGAUAAGUGGUCAGAACUGAAUGAAAAGGUGCUGGAACGUGAACAUAACUUGGACAAUGCAUUGUUACAAGCUGGUAAAUUCAAUGAUGCUUUAGACUCACUACUGAGUUGGCUUAAAGAAACUGAAGAUAUGGUACAGAACCAAAAAUCCCCAUCCACUGACUACAAAGUGGUUAAAGCUCAAUUACAAGAACAAAAAUUCUUGAUGAAGAUGUUAGACGACAGAGAAAGUAGUGUUAAAUCAGCUAAACAACUUGCUGAUAAUCUAUUGAAAAACCUCGACUCCAGAGAACAAAAGGCUAUACAGAAUCAAUCAGCCCAGUUACAGCAACGAUGGGAUGUGUUACGUCAGAAUGCUGCUAAUCGUUUAGACAAGUUAGAGGACGUGGUUGGAUUAGCUAGGGACUACCAGGAAGUCAGGGACCCUCUGUGUCAGUGGCUAGACAUGACAGAGAAAAAGUUUGCUGCUUUGGAACCAUCAGCAAUGGAUACUGAAGGCAUAGAAAAUAUCAUUACUUCACUAAAGGAUAUGGAAGCUGACAUUGCUAACCAAGAAUACAACUUCCAGAACUUAGGAGAUAAAUCUGACAACUUACAGAAAUAUUGUUCAGGACAAGAUGCUGAUACAUUAGAUAAGAAAACUCAAGGAUUCCAGAGUAGAUUCUCAGAUCUUUGUAACAAAGUCUCAGAUUCUACUGAACAAAUGGAAGAAGCAUUACCUCUUGCCAAAAACUUUAAUGAAGCACAUGCCAAAUUCUUAGACUGGGUCCUUUCAGUAGAACCACAACUAAGAGCCAAGGAAGCCACAGGACCAGAAGCUUUUGAACAAGUACAGAACUUUGUUCAACAGUUACAAGAAAUUCAGCCUGUGAUAGAGACACUGAGUAAUGAUGGUAGCCUGUUAGCUGAGUUGGCUCCUGGUGAUGCUGGACUUAGAGUAGAAGAUACUAUCAAUAAAAACAUGAAACGAUACGAUGCUGUGAAUGACAAUAUACAGAGGAGGUCACAGAAACUUAGAUCAACAAAACAGAGGUCGUCUGAGAUUGUAAAUGAUAUGAAUGACUUGAUAGAAUGGUUUGAUGAUGAAGCUAAAAAGAUCAAAACUGCUGAAUCUGUUAGUAGUGAUCCUGUCAAACUCAACAAACAGAUAGCUGAACAAAAGGCAAUUAAUGACGACAUCAACAGCCAGAAAGCAAAAGCUAGAGAGUUCAUUACCAAGGGUAAAAAGUUGUUACGAGAAUCAUCAUUUGAGGAUGAUCCACAAUUAAGAGAAAGAGUUGAACAUUUAAAACAGAAAGUAGAUGCUGUAGGUAAACUAGGUGUAGACAGAUUGAGUCAGCUAGAACAGACUCUCCCAUUGGCUAAAGCUUUUUAUGAUACACAUCAGGAUCUGGUCACAUGGUUCACAGAAGUUAAUCCUACCCUUGCUGAGUUGGAUGUUAUGUCUAUUGAUGCAGAUCACGUAAAGAGACAACAAGAUCAAGUCAAGGUAUUAAAGCAAGAAGUACAAGACUACAAACCAGUGAUUGACAGACUUAACAAGACAGGAAAUGCCUUGGUCAAACUUUGUGGUGAACAAGAUUGUCUCAAGGUUCAGAAGAUGCUUGAUAAGGACAACAAAAAAUUGGAUGAUAUGCGAAACUCUCUGAGAGACAGAUCAAUGUCUAUUGAUGAAGCUUUGCAGCAAUCAGCUGAGUUUACAGACAAAUUGGAAGACAUGUUAGAGACUUUAGCAACAACAAGUGAACAAGUAGAGAAUGCUGAACCUGUGUCUGCCCAUCCAGACAAACUGAAAGAACAACUGGCAGAAAAUAAGGCAUUGUUGGAAGACAUGGACAUGAGACAGACUGCUUUACAGUCCAUUAAAUCUACUGCUGAGGACCUUAUUAAUCAAGCUGGCAGUGACCAGGAUGAAGCAGUCAAAGAUGUACAACAAAAGUUGGGUGAACUGAUAGAUCUGUAUGAGGGUAUCAAGGAUGCCACACAUUCCCGUACUCAAGCUCUGGAAGAAACACUGGAUGUGUCAGAACGAUUCUGGGAUGACUUACAUUCUCUGGCUGGUACAAUCAAAGACCUACAAAAUGCCAUAAUCCACCAAGAACCUCCUGCUUUAGAACCAGCAAUCAUUCGAGAACAACAGGAUUACAUGGAGGCACUGAAAGAUGACAUUGAAGCAACCCAGGCCGACAUAGAAGAUGUCAGUCAGACAGGGGAACAGUUGGUAUCACUGUGUGGGGUUCCAGAAAGGCCAGAGGUGGAGAAGAAUGUGAACGACCUUCAAUUGACCUUAGGAAAUGUGGCAGACAAGUUUGAGAAGAGAUCUAAAGACCUCGAAGUAGCUCUGACCAAGGCUGUUCAUUUCCAGGAUGAACUGAUGAAAAUAUUAGUCUGGCUGCAGAAGAAUGAGGUUAAAGUGAGAGAGUUUGGCAAUGUUGGAACUGACUUUGAUACCAUCAAAAUUCAGUGGAACCAAGUUAAAGACAUGAAAGCCAAAAUAGAACCAAAGCAAGUUGAUGUAGAAGCAUUAAAUCAGAAAGCCAAUGACCUUGCCAAGGACAGCACUCCAGAACAAGCAGCCAUUGUUAAAGAACCCAUGUCAAGUGUCAACAAAAGAUGGGAUAAUUUACUGGAGGGACUUGGAGAUAGAGAGAGAAAGUUACAGAUGGCCAUGCUGAAUGUUGGUCAGUUUGAACAUGCUCUCAAUGAACUACUUGCCUGGCUUGAUAAAACUGACCAGUCUUUAGAUGAUGCUACUUCAGUGAACGGUGACCACAAAUCAAUAGAAAUAGAACUUGCUAAACUCAAGGUCAUUCAAAAUGACAUCGAUGGCCACAAAGAAAGUGUAGAUUCCUUGAAAGAAGCAGGUGUUCGUGUGGUUGCAAAGGAACCAGGUACUGACUCUCCUGUGAAAAGGAAGCUAAAUGAGAUCAACACCAUGUGGGGCCGUGUACAGGAUAAAUGUAACAACAAAUAUAAACGGCUCAAGGACGCUCUUAGAGAGGCCAAGUCCUUUGCUGGUGAUCUACAAGACACAUUGGCCCAUAUGUCAGAGUUGGAAGAUAAUUUGAUAACAUCAACACCAGUUGGUGGCUUACCUGAGACAGCCAAAGAACAGUUUGAGAAAUUCAUGCAUGUGUACAAUGAACUAGACAACACAGAUAGAAGGAUAGCUAAACUGACAGAAGCUGGAAACAAACUGGCAGCUAAAAAGUCUGACACUGCUGCUAAUAGUAUCAAACAGAGUCUGGCAAUACUACACCAUAGAUGGGAAAAUAUCAGGACUAGAGCUGAGGAUAGAAAAGCUAAGCUAGAGAAUGCUGUAGGACAAGCCAACAGUUUCAGUGAUGACCUUAACAGGUUUAUAGCCUGGUUAACAGACACAGAGAAGACACUAAACAACCUGAAACCAGUCAGUCGUCUGCUUGACAGAAUAGCAGUUCAAAUUGAAGACCACAAAGCCUUACAGAAAGAUGUCAGUAAGAACAGAGAGACUAUGAUAGCUCUAGACAAGACAGGAACACAUCUAAAAUACUUCAGUCAGAAACAAGAUGUCAUCCUGAUCAAAAAUCUUCUGGCCAGUGUUCAACAUCGCUGGGAGAAAAUUGUAUCCAGGAGUGCUGAGAGAACCAGGCAUCUAGAGAAGGGAUAUAAAGAAGCCAAACAGUUCCAUGCAAUGUGGAGAGAGUUACUGGAUUGGUUAAGAGAAGCAGAGAAGACCCUAGACUCUCAUCAUCAAGUAGGAAAUGAUCCAAUCAAAAUAAAGGCUGAGAUUGCAAAACAUAAGGAAUACCAACGAGGGAUUGGUACCAGACAGCCAUUAUAUGACAGUAUCAACAGAUCUGGAAGGACAUUGAAGGACAAAUGUCCAGCAGAAGAUGUCACAGAUAUACAAAAAAUGUUAAUAGAACUGAAAACUAAAUGGAACACAGUCUGUAGCAAAUCUGUUGACAGGCAAAGACAGUUGGAGGAGGCUUUGUUGUUUGCUGGACAGUUUUCUGAAGCAUUACAAGCUCUGUUGGACUGGCUGGGUAAGGUAGAACCUACUCUGGGUGAGGAUCAACCUGUUCAUGGAGAUAUAGAUACAGUCAAUAACUUAAUGGAGUCACAUAAGGCAUAUCAGCAGGAACUUGGUGCCAGAGCAAAUACAGUAGAAUUUGUAAGGAAACGUGCCAAGGAAUUAAUGGAUAAAUCUGAAGGUGACAUGUCACAGCAACAAGCAGAAUUGAUAGAGUUAUCUACCCUGUGGGAUAGGGUUUGUAAGCUGAGUGUCAACAAACAGGAACGACUGGAACAAGCACACAAACUUGCUGAAGAAUUCCACAAGAAAGCCCAAGGACUGUUGGAAUGGCUAGCAUCAGCUGAGAGACAACUAAGAUAUAGAGGUCCAAUACCUGAUGAGGAACCUGCUCUAAUCAAACAUAUAGAAGACCACAAGAAAUUUGAGGAAGAACUAAUGAGACAAGAAGCUCACCUGAGAGAGACAUUGAACAUAGGCCAGGAUAUAAUGAAAAGAUGUCACCCUGAUGCCCUAUCCACACUUAAGCAUUGGCUAUCUGCUCUUAAAGCCAGAUGGGAAGAGUUGACUGGUAUGUGCAAGACCAGAGGUAAGAAAAUGGCUGAAAACCUAUCAACUGUCAGAUCUAAUACACGACUUCUGGAUGAUCUGUUAGCCUGGUUGAAUGGAGCAGAGACAACACUGAUUAAUGUAGACCAGGAACCCAUUCCAGGGGACAUUCAGGUCAUCAAUGACCUCAUCAAAGACCAUCAGCACUUCAUGAAUGAAGUAUCGAGUAGACAGCCUGAUGUUGACCGUUUGAUAAAAGCUGACAAACAAAGAACAGCGUCCACUUCAGAACCAGCAUCAUACAUUCCAGUAUUGAGAAAUACAUCAGGAAGACACACACCUGUCAAACUAACUCCCAGGAAAGACACAGACAGUGGCAGAAGAACACCUGAACCAUCAUUCAGAAAUCCUAGAACUGGUGCCCUGUUUAACAAAUGGCGAGGAGUGUGGUUAAUGACAAUGGACAGACAACGGAAAUUACAGGAUGCUCUGGAUCAUUUGAAUGAAGUCGAAAAAUUAAAGAACUUUAGUUUUGAUCCAUGGAGGAAAAGGUUCUUGCAAUGGAUGAGACAUAAUAAAUCCCGCAUUAUGGAAAUGUUCCGUCGUAUCGACAGAGAUAAGGAUGGAAGAAUAACACGCAGAGAGUUUAUUGAUGCUAUCAUAUCUACAAAAUUCCCUACAAGUCAGUUAGAGAUGGACAUUGUAGCCAACUUGUUUGAUCGCAAUGGCUCUGGAUUAAUUGAUUACAAAGAAUUUGUGUCUGCUCUCAGACCAGAUACACACAAAGAGCUUGAUAAAAAUUUGACUGAUUCAGAAAAGAUCCACGAUGAAGUACAUGAACAGGUGUCGAAAUGUACCUGUGUAAAACAGUUCCGUAUCCACAAAAUAGGAGAAGGAAAAUACAGGUUUGGUGAUUCCCAGAAGUUAAGAUUAGUGAGGAUUCUCCGUAGUACAGUAAUGGUUCGAGUCGGAGGAGGAUGGGUGGCACUGGAUGAAUUCCUCGUCAAGAAUGAUCCUUGUAGAGUGGGACUGCGGAGACGAAUCCGUUUCAAAGUUGCAGUAGUAAACCCAGAGGACCUCACUAAAGGAAGAACAAAUAUUGAAUUGAGAGAACAAUUUAUCCUUGCCCAAGGUGUCAGUCAAUCUAUGACAGGAUUUACAGCUAAAAGUCCAAGUGGCAGUUCUUAUUCUGGUAGCUCUACACAUUCUGCAGGAACAUGGAGCACACGAUCACCAAGUUCUGCUACUGGACCCAUUACCAAGAGGCAUAGGAAAAGGAAUUCCCUUGCUGUUCCAAGGCAGAGGACAAGGAGAGCUCUCUCCGUACCGAGUCAGAGGACAAGGAGAGCUCUCUCCGUACCGAGUAUAAGAGAGAAAACCCAGUACCCAACACCAUGGCGACAACGGAUGAAAAACAGCCCUGACGUUGAAGUACGACAGAUAAUGUCUGGUGAUAGGAUGAGUAAACCUAAAGUCAGCAGAGAUAUCAUGAAAAGCCCAGCUACCCCUGUAAGUCGCAGCUCGAGUAGAGCUAGUACAAGUAGUCGACCACCAAGUCGUGCAGACAGUGAGGCAUCAGAAGCCAGUGAACCAGAAAUCUUUACAACAGUGCAACAAGAGACAAAAAAUCUGGGUGGUCGUAACACCACAACUAUGACAUACCAAACUCAUGUGAUACAAACACGUAGAACUUCAACCCCAACAUCAGCCUCCAAAAAAGUAUCAAAAAUACCAAAACCAUCUCCAGCACGGAAAAAAUAAUUCAUUAUUCAUAUAGGAUGUUUAUUUAAUUUUGCUGCUUUAGUUCUCGUAAAAGCAGACUAUCGGUAUGCCUGUAAUUAUGACAUUUUGUUACCAUGUUACAUGUGAAACCUGCAAAAAAAAGAUGGAAAUACUUAUAAUAUGGGAAAAUUGCUAGGUUAUUUAAAUAUCAAGCUUGUGAUAUUAAGCAUUUAGAUCAUAUUCCAUUGCUGUCAUUAAUUAUAUCUUCAUUAUGUGAUACUAAAUUCCAUAUUUUUGUUAUAUGUAUAUAGUUAUUUAUACACAGAUUAAAGCUUUAUAAUUGUAUAUACUAGAGUAAACAAUUUUUCUAUCUUGUUUGAUGUGGAAGAAAGAAUGCAUGUUAUUAGAUAAUUGUUUUUGAGAUAGUUGAAAUGAUUGGUUACUGUUUGGUGAAGUCUUGAAUUUGAUUGGUGUAUAUUUGAUAAAGGGAGAAACUAUUAAAUUGGUGCUGCUGCUGUUGUUAUUAGAUAUGAAAUCAUUUCUCCCUUUAUCAGAUUUUCAAGUCAAUGAUGCAAAAUUGAGUACUUCAAAUUAUUUCUUCUUUUGCUAAAUAACAGAAAAGUUUAUCAAUCAGUUGACUUUAUAUGUAUUUUGUAAUUUAGCAACAAAUUUUUAUGAUAUGUCUCUGACAUGUCUGAAGUGCUAUAUCAUUCCUAUGUAUGUUGUAUGAAUGGUUACCAUGACUACAGGGUGUGAUUUUUUUUAGUAUGUAUAUAUUAUCUAUAUAUAUAUAUAUGUACUGCCUUGCUAUAUGUAAGCAAGUAAAAGCGACACAAUAAAAGAAUCUCACAUA